AUGUCUACUCAACACCCGCUCCCACCACACUCAAUCAUUCCACCAAAGCAAGCCGUCUCCUCCCAGCGCCGCCCACCUCGAGGCUACAUCCCCCAAGAAACGUUCCGUGAGCUAAAGAAGCGCAUCCUCUCCAACGCGCAUGCAUACUACGCCCACCACUUCCCCCGAUCCGAGCGCUUCGACCUCAUCACCUCGUCGACGACGCCUACAGGUCGACUUGACAGUAGGGAGUGGCGCGCCGCGUUGAUCGUGUAUCCCGACCCGAAGCGCCAUGAUUGGCGGGUGUUGUAUAAAAGCAAUGCGUGUCCGAGUGUGGAGGACGCUGCGUUUGAGAUCAAGUAUUGGAUCGAGGAGGACAUGAGUGCAGUGUUUGACAAGGUGGAGGUGGGGGAUGUAUGGUCGGCAGACGUUUAGCAUACUGCUGCUACUACUACUACUGUGUCGCCGGAGGAGAAUUUUGGGGGUUAUGCGAUUAAGACGGAGGAAUAGGCUGAUACUGAAGAGGGGACUGUUCAGAGUGCGUCUGGCUUGAGGCGUAAAUCGCGUGAUGAGCACGACGAGGAGCGGAAGAAGAG
This is a messenger RNA of Cucurbitaria berberidis CBS 394.84, 575 nucleotides long. RefSeq lists its product as uncharacterized. The record is from RefSeq and is a predicted model, not a curated record. NCBI's taxonomy places the organism in Eukaryota, Fungi, Ascomycota, Dothideomycetes, Pleosporales, Cucurbitariaceae. The transcript has 2 exons. Bases 1 to 414 code for a protein of 137 amino acids.